Messenger RNA from Toxotes jaculatrix (banded archerfish), 2568 nucleotides. RefSeq names its product cyclin and CBS domain divalent metal cation transport mediator 2b (gene cnnm2b). Lineage: Eukaryota; Metazoa; Chordata; Actinopteri; Toxotidae. Gene Ontology annotation, molecular function: magnesium ion transmembrane transporter activity. Gene Ontology annotation, cellular component: plasma membrane. The coding region runs from base 1 to 2568 and encodes 855 amino acids. The transcript is spliced from 8 exons. Gene Ontology annotation, biological process: magnesium ion homeostasis; transport. The record is from RefSeq and is a predicted model, not a curated record.
AUGGUUAUCAAUAUGGCAGAGCCGUUAUCCCAAGUACCCACUGCUACAAAAAUGGCGUCACUUAACCGGGUCCGAGCUUUGGCGAUGAUUUUCUUAACUGUCACUGGCUGUUGUGUCGCCCCGACAAGUGGCAAGGAAGGGUCCGAGGAGACCGUCAUCAUAGGGCUCCGACUGGAGGACACGGACGACAUUUCCUUCAUGGAUAAGGGGUACCUGCGGGUGAGUGAGCGCUCUCGGGUGAAAUUGAGGGUGUACGGGCAGAACAUCAACAACGAGACCUGGUCCAAAAUUGCUUUCACGGAACAUGAGCGGAGCCGGGCGGUAGGGAGCGUUGACAGCUCCUCGGGGGAUAACCAGAGCCAAGAGGACCCGUCCGGCUUGCAUCCCUGCGGCAUUAGGACUUCGGAUAUAAUUAUAUUGCCUAACAUCAUCCUGAAUCGAAAGACCUCCGGAAUAGUUGAAAUUGAGGUCAAACCUCUGCGAAAGACGGAGAGGAGUAAAGCGUAUUACCUUUGCAUCGCCACCUCCACACCGGCCGUGGCCGGGAUGCACGACCCGUGGACGGAGAACACUUGGAUCUACCACGAUGGGGAUGAUACCAAAGUGAUAGUGGUGGAGGAGAAAAAGUUUCUGCUGCCUUUCUGGCUCCAGGUCAUCUUCAUCUCCAUGUUGCUUUGCCUGUCAGGUAUGUUCAGCGGGUUGAACCUGGGGCUCAUGGCUCUGGACCCCAUGGAGCUCCAGAUAGUCCAGAACUGCGGCACGGAAAGGGAGAAGAAUUACGCCAAAAAAAUAGAGCCGGUCAGGAGCCAAGGGAAUUACUUGCUUUGCUCGCUUCUGCUGGGGAACGUGUUGGUGAACACCACGCUGACCAUCCUGCUGGAUGAUAUCGCCGGUUCGGGUUUGAUCGCGGUGGUCAUGUCCACCAUUGGAAUAGUCAUUUUUGGAGAAAUCGUGCCCCAGGCCAUCUGCUCCAGACACGGCCUCGCGGUCGGUGCCAACACCAUAUUCCUCACCAAGUUCUUCAUGCUGCUCACCUUCCCGGCUUCCUACCCGGUGAGCAAGCUUCUGGACUACCUGCUCGGACAGGAGAUAGGAACCGUGUACAACCGGGAGAAGCUUCUGGAGAUGCUGCGCGUCACGGACCCCUACAACGACCUGGUGAAGGAGGAGCUGAACAUCAUCCAGGGCGCGCUCGAGCUCAGGACUAAGACCGUGGAGGACGUGAUGACUCCGCUGAGAGAUUGCUUCAUGAUCCCCGGGGAUGCCACCUUGGACUUUAACACCAUGUCCGAGAUCAUGAAGAGCGGCUACACGCGCAUCCCGGUCUUCGAGGGCGAGAGGUCCAACAUAGUGGAUCUGCUCUUCGUCAAGGACCUGGCCUUCGUGGACCCGGAUGAUUGCACCCCGCUCAAAACCAUCACUAAGUUUUACAGCCACCCGUUGCAUUUUGUGUUCAAUGACACCAAGCUGGAUGCAAUGCUGGAGGAGUUUAAAAAAGGAAAAUCCCACCUGGCCAUAGUUCAGAGGGUGAACAACGAGGGCGAGGGAGACCCUUUCUAUGAGGUUCUGGGUAUCGUCACCCUGGAGGACGUUAUCGAAGAAAUCAUCAAGUCAGAGAUCCUGGACGAGACUGACUUGUACACUGACAACAAGACGAAGAAGAAAAUCACCCAUCGAGAAAGGAAGCAGGAUUUCUCGGCCUUCAAGCCUACCGACAAUGAAAUGAAGGUUAAAAUAUCACCUCAGCUUCUGCUGGCUACCCUGCGUUUCCUAGCAACAGAGGUCGAACCAUUCGCACCUGUGCAAAUGUCCGAAAAGAUUCUGCUGCGCUUGUUGAAGCACCCAAACGUCAUCCAGGAGCUGAAAUACGAUGAGAAGAACAAGCGGGCGGCAGAGCACUACCUCUUCCACAGGAACAAGCCCGUGGAUUAUUUCAUCCUCAUUCUGCAGGGGAAAGUGGAGGUGGAGGCAGGAAAAGAGGGGAUGAAGUUUGAAGCGGGACCGUUCUCCUUCUAUGGGAUGAUGUCUCUGACAGCCUCUCCAGUCCCUCUGUCCCUGUCUCGUACCUUUGUGGUCAGUAGGGCUGAAUCAUUAGCAGGAUCUCCAGAAAAUAAAUCUCCUCCACGGCCAUUUGGACUCAACCACUCAGACUCUCUGAACAGGGGUGAUCGCAUAGACGCCAUCACCCCGACUCUGGGCAGCAGCAACAACCAGCUCAACUCCUUCCUGCAGAUCUACGUACCUGAUUACUCAGUCAGAGCACGCUCAGACCUGCAGUAUAUAAAGGUAACACGCCAACAGUACCAGAACGCCGUGAUGGCAUCACGGAUGGACAAGACGCCCCAGUCCACAGACAGUGAAUUCACUAAGAUUGAGCUCACGCUGACGGAACUCCACGAUGGAGUGGAGACCCCAACCGUCGUCACUACCACAGCCAGCACCACUAGCACCACCCCUGCUGUGACCAUCGCUGUGGCCAACGAGACGUCCCACCUGCUCAACCAGCAGCAGAACUGUGUGGGCCUCAGCAGGAGCAACCACAGCGCCCACAACGAGGGACCCAUCUAG